CUUGGGUCUCCUGUGCUUUAUUCGAUCGUGUUUCAAGAUGGCGGACGGCAGAGCAAGAGUCAACAGAGAAUUUCGUGAUAAAUUGACUGAACGAGUUCACUUCAACCUCGUUGAGGCUGGAAAACUAGGACAACAGCUAAAUAGAAGCUCCAGAUCUCACGAAAUUCUUGCACAAAGUACCAAGCACUAUGUCAGCCAAGAAAGCUCUCUUGCCAAUACCGUGGAGAAAAUGGGACACAUGCAGCACUUGAAUCAGAAUAUGAAAUUCCAAUGUGAUGACAUACAUCAAAGUUUGCAAGCUGUUGGAUUCGUCAAAAGACAACUAGACUAUGUAUGGGUAGAUGUGCCAAGGGGCUGAGACAACUGCAGUAAUAAAGGUCUGAGAUAUGUGUAAGAUGAUCGGUAGUCCAAUACCAUAUAUGAUGUACAAAGGGACUGAGACAACUGCAGUGAUAAAGGUCUUAGAUAUGGUUCAUGAUUGGAUGGUAGUUCAAUACCAUGUAUGAUUUACCAAGGGGCUGAGACAACUGCAGUAAUAAAGAUCUGCGAUAUGUGGCAGGUGAUUUGGUGGUAGUCAAAUACCAUAUUUGGUGUACCAUACCAAGGAGCUUAGAUAACUGCAGUGAUAAAGGUCUGCGAUAUAUGUAGGAUGACUGGAUUACAGUAGUUCACCACCAUAUUGGGGCUGAAAAUGUACAUAUUUGUUCUUUAUUUUCAAGAGACAAAUAAAGUCAAUGCACAAAAAUGCUACUAAACUAAGAGAAUCUUUUCAUUAUCUAAGAGGGUGACUUCUGACAGUCUGUACAUUGGAGACAUUUUUUGUCGCAAAGGCUUGUCAUAAUGGAAGUUAUGUUAACUCUAAAAUCUACAUCUACAUCAAUUUACUGCUGUAUGUUGCUUUAUUGUAUAGACACUAGUGUUUUACUGGGAAAUAUGCCACUCGUACUACAUCCUUGACCUCAGUGACAUAUUUUCUAUAUCCUCACUAGUUAAAAUAUCGAUUAUAUCUUUUCCAAUAUUUUCAACAUAAAGUUUUUUGUGAAUGUGGGUAUAUAAUAAAAAAGAAAAUUACA
This is a messenger RNA of Actinia tenebrosa (Australian red waratah sea anemone), 1073 nucleotides long. Its product is annotated as adenosine receptor A1. Gene Ontology annotation, biological process: G protein-coupled receptor signaling pathway. Gene Ontology annotation, cellular component: membrane. Gene Ontology annotation, molecular function: G protein-coupled receptor activity. The record is from RefSeq and is a predicted model, not a curated record. Lineage: Eukaryota; Metazoa; Cnidaria; Anthozoa; Actiniaria; Actiniidae.